Molecule: messenger RNA, 3042 nt
Organism: Pelobates fuscus (common spadefoot toad)
Lineage: Eukaryota; Metazoa; Chordata; Amphibia; Anura; Pelobatidae
Gene: LIG4
Product: DNA ligase 4
Exons: 2
Coding region: 68-2800 (910 amino acids)
Biological process (GO): immunoglobulin V(D)J recombination; nucleotide-excision repair, DNA gap filling; double-strand break repair via nonhomologous end joining
Cellular component (GO): DNA-dependent protein kinase-DNA ligase 4 complex; DNA ligase IV complex
Molecular function (GO): ATP binding; DNA binding; DNA ligase (ATP) activity
Source: RefSeq, a predicted model, not a curated record
GUUUACCAGCGGGGCUAGGCAGUGCAGUGACAGCACGUAGACCGAGCAGGUAUACACAAUAUUCCUAAUGUCUUCAACAAUUCCUUCACAUUCUGGAGCUAAAAAAACAGUAGCAUCAGAAGUACCAUUUGCUGAUCUUUGUUCUACUUUGGAAAGAAUUCAAAAAUCCAAGAGCCGAGCUGAUAAAAGCAAAGUUUUUAAACAGUUUGUUGAUUCAUGGAGAAAAUUUCAUGGUGCCCUUUAUAAAAAUAAUCCACAAACUACAGAUUCUUUUUAUCCAGCCAUGAGACUUAUUCUUCCACAACUCGAGAGAGAACGAAUGGCUUAUGGCAUCAAAGAAACAAUGCUUGCUAAGCUAUAUAUUAAAGUACUUGGAUUGCCAAAGGAUGGUAAAGAUGCUUUGAAACUUUUAAAUUACAGAACACCUGCAGGUUCACAUGGGGAUGCUGGGGAUUUUGCUGCAAUUGCGUACUUUGUACUAAAAUCCCGUUGUACAAAGGAUGGCGAUUUGUCCAUAAAGGAAGUAAAUGAUCAUUUAGACCUGAUUGCAAGCAAUAAUGCAGCAAAAAAGAAAGAACAAAUUGAAAGAAGCCUACUUCAUUUGAUUGCUCACACCACUUCCCUGGAACAGAAAUGGCUUAUCAGAAUGAUUAUAAAGGAUAUGAAACUUGGUUUGAGCCAGCAAACGAUAUUCUCUGUCUUCCACAAAGAUGCUUUGGAGCUCCACAAUGUCACCACUGAUCUUGAAAAAGUAUGCCAGCAGCUACAUGACCCUUCUGUCUGUCUUAGUGAUGUUUCCAUUUCACUGUUUUCUGCUUUUAAGCCAAUGCUUGCUGCAAUUGCAAAUAUACAGCAGAUAGAAAAGCAAAUGAACCAACAGAGUUUCUACAUUGAGACAAAGCUGGAUGGUGAGCGAAUGCAAAUGCAUAAAGAUGGAGAUGUAUAUAAAUAUUUCUCCCGGAAUGGAUUUGAUUACACACCACAGUUUGGUGCAACACCUCUUGAAGGAUCUUUGACUCCAUUUAUUCAUAAUGUAUUUAGAUUAGAUGUGCAAAACUGCAUACUUGAUGGGGAGAUGAUGGCUUACAAUCCAAAUACUCAAACAUUCAUGCAAAAAGGAAACAAAUUUGACAUAAAGAAGAUGGUAGAUGAUUCAGAACUGCAAACAUGCUUCUGCAUUUUUGAUGUUUUAAUGUUUAAUGAUAAAAAACUAGCACAUGAACCACUGAGAAACCGACAUGGUACCCUCCAUGAAAUAUUUACCCCAGUUAAGGGCAGAAUUCAUAUUGUUGAAAAGAAAGAAGCCAGUACAAAAAAGCAUGUGGUAGAUGCACUUAAUGAAGCAAUUGAUAACCGGGAAGAAGGAAUUAUGAUUAAAGACCCCAUGUCUAUAUACAAGCCAGAUAAACGUGGAGAGGGAUGGUUAAAAAUUAAGCCAGAGUAUGUGAAUGGUUUAAUGGAUGAGCUAGACCUCCUAAUCAUUGGAGGUUAUUGGGGAAAGGGAUUACGUGGCGGUAUGAUGUCUCAUUUCCUAUGUGCUGUUGCAGAAGCCCCACAACCAGGUGAAAAGCCAUCAGUUUUUCACUCACUCUGUCGUGUUGGCUCUGGUUAUACAAUGAAAGAGUUGUAUGACCUUGGUUUAAAGCUUGCUCCACACUGGAAGCCAUAUCGAAAAAGAGACCCCCCUGUUAAUAUCCUUUGUGGAAAUGAAAAACCUGAAGUGUACAUACAACCGUGUAACUCUGUCAUUGUACAAAUAAAAGCAGCAGAGAUUGUGGCGAGUGAUAUGUACAAAACAAGUUGCACUCUUCGUUUUCCACGCAUUGAAAAAAUAAGAGAUGACAAAGAGUGGUUUGAUUGCAUGACUCUUGAUGACUUAGAACAAUUCAGGGAAAAGGCCUCUGGGAAACUGGCUUCAAAACACCUGAAUAUUGAUGAUGAGCCUCAGAGUAAGAAGAGGAAAACUGCAACCAAGAUCAAAAAAGUAAUUGGUAUUGUUUCACAUCUAAAAGCACCUGAUCUUACUACCGUUCAUAAACAAUCCACAAUGUUUGAAGAUGUAGAAUUUUGUGUGAUGAGUGGAACAGAUGAGCAUUCAAAAAGUGAUCUAGAAACCAAAAUUGCUUCAUGUGGGGGUAUUGUGGUGCAAAAUCCAGGUCAGGAUACAUAUUGUGUUAUUGCAGGAACUAUCAAUGUAAGAGUAAAAAAUAUUAUUUCUUCAGAUAAACAUGACGUUGUUAGAGCAACAUGGCUCAUAGAGUGCUUUAGUAAGAAAACAUUUGUACCCUGGCAGCCUCACCAUAUGAUACAUAUGUGCCCAUCUACCAAAGAACACUUUGCAUGUGAGUAUGACUCUUACGGCGACAGCUACAUUAUGGACACUAAUGAGGUAGAACUGAAGGAUGUUUUUAACAGAAUGUCUUAUAUUAAAGAGAAAGUACCCCUGGACAUGAUUGCUGAUUUAGAACAUCGAUACUCAUGGGACAACUCUUCUAACAUAUUUCGACACUGUGUCAUAUAUGUAGAUUAUUUUGCCACAGUUAAUGAUCCAAACACCAAAAUAGACUCAUCCAGUUUAGCAAUAAGAGCACUACAGCUACGCUUCCAUGGAGCGAAAGUAAAAAACCAUCUUAAUGAAGGACUGUCACAUGUAUUAGUUGGUGAUGAUUUAACUCGCGUGGGAGAAAUUAAAAUCACAAGAAGAACUUUUGAAAGAAAGUUUAAAAUUGUGUCACAGUCAUGGGUACUGGACUCGUUAAAUAUGGGAACACUCCAGGAAGAAUACAAAUAUUUAAUGUAAAAUGUCAUACUUUUAAAUGUUUUUAACUUGUUUUAUUGUAUUCUGUAUUUUUUUUUGUUAUUCUUAUUUAUUUUGGUGCUUUUAAUUUUUAGCAUAUUAGUAAAUGUUUUACUCGUUCUUGAAUUAUUUCUCUGUGGGGAGAGCUGCAUUUUGCUUGCAGAAUUAGUGUAUGCUGUUUUAAACUGAUAUCCGUGGUAUCUUUUCAAACAUUUUUGAGAAACUAAACUUACUUGUUAUCUGGU